Messenger RNA from Megachile rotundata (alfalfa leafcutting bee), 876 nucleotides. Its product is annotated as Odorant receptor 19a. Gene Ontology annotation, cellular component: plasma membrane. NCBI's taxonomy places the organism in Eukaryota, Metazoa, Arthropoda, Insecta, Hymenoptera, Megachilidae. Gene Ontology annotation, molecular function: olfactory receptor activity; odorant binding. Gene Ontology annotation, biological process: sensory perception of smell; detection of chemical stimulus involved in sensory perception of smell. The record is from RefSeq and is a predicted model, not a curated record.
AUGGCGGAAGAUUGGACUAAUUGUAAAUCCGAAUGGAAUCUGGAAGCUAUGAUAGAUAAAGCUACGUUGUCGUAUCGUAUUACGAGGAUUAUGCUUGUAUCGUUCUUAAGCAGUUCAAUUCUAUACACAUUGGGUGUAUUUUUCGGUUCUGAUAAUGACGAUGGAACAUCGAAUCCCAAUGAAAGGAAAUUUGUAUUGAGAAUGGAAUUUCCAUUCGAAGCGACAAUUUCGCCUAUUUACGAAGUUAUUGUAAUUGUUCAAAUCAUUGCCCAAGCAACAUUUGCUGUGAUGGCAGGAAUGUUAAUGACACUUAAUGCAACGUUUGUACUUCAUUUAGUCAGUCAAGUCGACAUUAUAUGCGAAAGAUUAACGCAAAUAUUAAACGACAACAACGAAGAAAAAUCACGUGUUGGCAUUAUAAAAAAAAUCAUUUUAAAACAUCAGAGGAUUUUAGAUUUGUGUAAUAAUGUCGAUUAUGUGUUAACAUUCAUAUCACUGAUACAAUUUUUCCUUAAUACCGUGGUCAUUUGUUUUCUGAGCUUCAUUCUAGUAACUUCAUUAAACACUGACGAAGCAGCAAUAAUCAUAUCAAAAUGUUUUCCUUAUUUCGUCGUCAUUCAUUUGGAGGCGCUUAUACUCUGUUACACGGGCGAAUAUCUCACCACGAAAAGUAAAAGCAUCAGCUGGGCGGCGUACAACUCUAAUUGGUAUCAAUUAAGCAUUCGUGAAUGCCGCGCUCUUUUGCUGUUAAUAUUACGUUCUCAAAGGCCUAUGACACUAACAAUUGGAAAAUAUAUUAACCUUUCAUUAGAGACUUUUGCUAACAUGUUAAAAACUUCGGCUUCAUACGUUUCGGUACUGUAUGCAAUGGAGUAA